AUGCCUAUGAAGGCCUUCAUUAAGUCCAUGUUAGACAGGGCCUGUGCUAAACUCUAUGGUGAUGUGAUCCUGGACAUUCCUGUCCAUCCUGUGUCUGAGGGAGAUUCUCUGACUCUCCGCUGUUUAUUUCGCUCCACAAAUCCCUCAAACCUCACAGCUGAUUUCUAUAAAGAUGGAUCACUGCUCCAGACCCAGACGACAGGAGAGAUGAUCAUCCGUACUGUCUCAAAGUCAGAUGAAGGUCUCUACCACUGUAAACACCCAGAGAGAGGAGAGUCACCACAGAGCUGGCUCUCAGUCAGAGCUUCAGGUUCUGGUGUAACAGUAGCAGUAAUAGUCGGAGUGUCAGUGAAACUGAGUCUAAUCUUGCUCCUCAUCAUCAUACUGGGCCUGAUUUGCUGUUACAAGAAGAGCAAAGGUGAUUCUGCAGCUCAGCCCAGUGAUGACACUUACGCUGAGAUUAUGACUACAAACAGCUACAGAGGAAGCGAUGAAGCAGUGAGGAGACCAAAUGAUGUGGCUUAUUCCCAAAUUGAGAUGAAACAUUUCAACUACCACAGUGAAGGUCUGUGAAGAAAACUGCUGCUGCUGCUGUCGCAGGACAGAAAGUAAGCAUUUCCAGAAACUCCUGGUUGGGUUUUAAGGAGUGCAGACAGACGAGGAUCUGAACACAUUUAGACUGUCAGAAUCAUCUUUAAUAUCUGUAUAUCUUACAGUAACAAACGCUCUGUUAGUGUUUUAUACUGAGGAAGAGAGAAGAGUCACUUUUUCUCGUUGGUGUAUUAAUGUACUUUUCUAACUCUGACUCUGAGUUCAGGAAUAAUCAGAUAUUCUGAACUCGGCUUUGAUGAUAAUAUCUGGGUGUAUUAGCUAGUAAAAUGAGUUAGUUAGCUAGUAGAGUGUAAUCUGAAACUGUACCCUCAAUAUCUGUACCAUAUAUAUCUAUUAAUAUACCAUCUGUCUCUGCUCAGGAACUUUUAUUUGCUGUACAGUUUCCUCUCGUCUGUUUUUGCACUGCUUAUAGCUCAGUUAUUUUAUUUUAUUAGAUUGUUAUUUUGCAGGACGUGCUACACUGCAGUCUUCUUAAAUGGAGUUUAAUACUCUCUGUUAUGAGUAAUAAUACACUGUACACCUACAGACAGUAUUUAUCAUAGCAAUAUUAAACGUAAUAUUAAGACAUACUAGCACAAUGUCAGACAUAAUAAUGUAAGACAGUCACAC
This is a messenger RNA of Pygocentrus nattereri (red-bellied piranha), 1221 nucleotides long. Its product is annotated as B-cell receptor CD22-like. Bases 1 to 573 code for a protein of 190 amino acids. Gene Ontology annotation, biological process: cell surface receptor signaling pathway. Gene Ontology annotation, molecular function: transmembrane signaling receptor activity. Lineage: Eukaryota; Metazoa; Chordata; Actinopteri; Characiformes; Serrasalmidae. The transcript has 6 exons. The record is from RefSeq and is a predicted model, not a curated record.